Ctenocephalides felis (cat flea) is the source of this 1218-nucleotide messenger RNA. RefSeq lists its product as uncharacterized. The record is from RefSeq and is a predicted model, not a curated record. Lineage: Eukaryota; Metazoa; Arthropoda; Insecta; Siphonaptera; Pulicidae. Gene Ontology annotation, cellular component: extracellular region. The coding region runs from base 340 to 1218 and encodes 292 amino acids. The transcript has 6 exons. Gene Ontology annotation, molecular function: growth factor activity; Toll binding. Gene Ontology annotation, biological process: central nervous system formation; regulation of Toll signaling pathway; innate immune response.
UACCGGAAAUUGGAAAAGGGUUCUUUUGAAAGGGGUACUUCGGGCAGCUGCUAAAGAAGCGGCCUACUAUGCGAAUUGUAAUUACUCCUACAGUAAUUAUUGCGGUGCUGACGCUAGCCGCCGCCUUGAUCUGUUGCACAGUCAUCGUGACAUUGUCAGUGGCGUCGGCUUUGGCAACUACCAACGGCCUAGUGCAACUCGCCAACAGUCACCACCUCAAUACCAAAAAAUAACGAGAAUAACAACGACGACCACAAUAAUCAUCAGGACUUCCAAAAUCAAUUCCAGAGCGAAUAUUACAAGCACCCUAUCAAAAAGGCUGGUCAACGUCAUGAGAAGAUGAUCCGAGAGUUGGAUGAAAGGGGUAUUAGUUUUAGGGAAGAAGAACAAGAAUUUGGGGAAAGUGUAAGGUUUGUAAUGGAUCACAGGUUGGGGUUGCCCUUUUCGGCACAGCCCUUUCUGAGGGAGGAUGAUCCCUUGAUCGAGGAAGUCGAGUUGGAGGAGGAACUGGAGAGGUUGCACCAGGUUGCAGAUUUUAGACGAAAAGAUGAUGGUACACAAGAUUUAGAUUAUACACGCAAAGAGAACGAGAACUAUGUAGUGGAUGAUGCUACGCAAAAUUUAGGUGAAGACCACAAUUUUGAUCGAGGACACAGUCGAAAAAAAAGAAGUUUUCAUCAUAAUUACAGUUAUCCGCAAAGACGCCAAGAGACUUUGCGAGAGAUGCAAAGGGAUUUGCGUGAAUCUAAUGAACCUCUGGACUGUUGUCCAUUUGAGGAACAAAUUGUUGAACCAGAAGGAGCCAAAGAUUUGGACGGAAUGUACGUAAGACUAUACAGAGACGGCAACACCACCCAAAGGUUUUUCGAAAACUCAUGUCGCGAAGACAUAGUAGAUCGUCCCUGCCGAUUCGUGCAUACCAAACUAUCUCUCCAAUCUCGUUGCGUUCAGAAGUACAUUUGGGUUUACGCAAUUGUGGCCCUUGCCAGAUCCGGACUCAACGUAGAAGAGUACAAGAAGCACCAGUUUCACAAUUUGCCAGGCCCUAACGACGGAUCUGGCUGGAGAUUAGAUUAUAUAAAAGUGAGGAGUGGCUGUAGUUGCCAAGUUUCUGCCAAGGAGAGACGAAGGGACAAUGGUAAUGGUAAUGGUAAUGGUAAUGGUCAUCAUCCGCCGAGGAGGAGUCAGCAUCAUAGAGGGUAUAAUAAUAAAAAAUAG